Suillus subaureus is the source of this 1560-nucleotide messenger RNA. RefSeq lists its product as uncharacterized. Lineage: Eukaryota; Fungi; Basidiomycota; Agaricomycetes; Boletales; Suillaceae. Bases 1 to 1560 code for a protein of 519 amino acids. The transcript has a single exon. The record is from RefSeq and is a predicted model, not a curated record.
AUGUCUGAGCCCGACUCAUAUGGGCAAUCUCGACUCGGAGACAUUCGUAUUGAUACGAGCUUCUCACGUUCCCCCAGUACUCCUCGGGAUUACCUUGCAGAGCCAAUACCUAGGGACAGAUAUUCCAGGGCAAGCCAUGCAUCGCGUGUCCGAGAUAUUACUUGGAUUUCGGCCUCUCAGCCAUCCCAGUACCCUGCAACCCAAACCCCUCAGACGCCUCACUGGCAACAUUCCACUCCUGUUAUGCGUCCAGCACUUCAUACAGCGCAGCCCACUCUGUCAGACUCGGAGUACGAGUACAUGACUGUUGGCAUCGACGACACAGGUGCCGACGAGGAGAAUGGAUACGGGUCUUCAGAGGGACAUGAGAGGAAACCUCAGGGGAAGAAGAAGUUUUACGGCGGGCUCAUGAAUGGGUUGAAAAGCAUACCGAGAGUCAUGUCGAGAGGACGUUUGAAUUCAAAGGACCAUGCCAAGCCAGCGAAGCAGGGGAUCACAAUACCCCCCUAUCAACCGAAUCCUCAAGCUCCAGGGAUAUCGCUCGUACACCGACAAGUACUAGCAAAUAAUGUGCCCCAAGUCGAGAGAGUUGACACGCCCCCGUCCGACAUGCUAUCUCCUACAAGACCAAACAUUCUACUUGAUACUGAUGUAUCCAUUACGGAUACAAGGCGUGACCGGACAUUGUCGGCUGUCAACGAGUUGUACGAACCUAGUCGCUCGCACAGUCAUGAUGAUAUUUUCCCUGCUCAUUUCCACGGCGAUACCUUAAACACUUCCCAUCCAUUCCACCACUCUACCGACGCAAUUUCCACUCUUCAUCCCUUCAACCGUUCCACUGAAGCGAUUUCCCUUCCUCGUACCAUUCAUCUUUCGACCCAAGCUACUGCGACUCCUGUCCUUGUGGAGCCUCGGCCUGCAGAGGAUUUUGCAAAGAUGGAGUCUCCCAUUCGUCCCCCACCAGAGGAAUCCAUUGCCUCUCAAGUGGCACGUAUUCGGCGAUUCAUGCGGGACCUUAGCAGCCUUCCAUGGAUUUCUCCGGCUCGUAUCUCAAGUGAAUAUGUUCCUGGGCAGGGUGAUCGGAGGAGGCACAGCCGUCAACGGUACUCCAAGACAUCAAAAAGCUGGUAUAACCAGCGAAACAAAGGAACCUUGGACUUGCUUUCAGGUCCAUCAACUCCUUUAUCUACAGGCCGUAUUCCACAUCAUGUCCAGAACUCGCCUGCUCCAGCUCCAAGGCCAUAUGUCAUGAGCCCGAGCACUGCGAACCUCAUGUUCUCUAGACAGUUAUCUGGCGGGAGGUCCAGAUCGCCUUCUUCAGAUGGUGCUCCAUCAUCAGACAGUACUAGCAACCCACAAUACUCUGGGCCAUUGUACCCAGCGUAUGUGGCCCAGCCGUUAUUUGUCUAUCCGUCUGGGAUCCCGUCUGCUGGAAGUGGCCUAGAGACGCAGCCGCGACCAGUGUUUUUCACCACACCUGUUUCACCACCAUUUGCAUCUCCUGAAAGGUCACGGUCGCCUCUGCGCCACAAUGGAACCCCGAGGACACCUGUGUUGUGA